UCCAUCUAAAAAAGAGAGAAAAAACCAGAAGAGUCCUCUGAUUAAUCAAACAAAUUUAGAAACCCCCAAACCCAUAAGUUGUCCUAUAAAACAUUCUCCUCUGAAAUUUGCCCCCCAAUUUCUCUCUCCCCAAACGUAGCGACUUUCAAUCUUUCCAUUUUCUCUCUCGCCGUCUGCAACGGAAAGUCUCGCAACCCACGCUAGAAAUCUUCUGCUCCUAUCGAUCUCGUGCUGAAGGCAAUAAGGGCUGCAAAAAUAUAAUCAUAGAAUGGAAUUAGCGGAUCGAGCAGUCGGGUUCCUGUUAUCUUUCAUCAGCUUAUCCAUUUUCACAUAUUAUACGUUUUGGGUCAUCAUCGUGCCAUUUGUGGACAGCGAUAAUUUUAUCCACAAGUAUUUUCUGCCCCAAGAGUAUGCCAUACUGAUUCCUGUUUGUGCCGGUGUGGUGCUUCUCUGCCUCCUCUGCAUGUUUGUUGGGUUCGUGAUGCUCAAAUCCAAGAAGAAGAAGGCUUGAGGCUGCUUCACAUUCUGUUCUUAUAGCAUGCCGAGGGUAUAGCAUUUCCUUGCGUUUUUCCUAUACAAUCUGGAUUGGAAUUUGAGUUUUGAGAUGAGAAUUGUGUUCAAGCUAUCAUCUCUAACAUUGUUUUUACUGCACACUCGUAGCUUAUCAUAAUUUGGAAGGAUUGUUGCACUUUAUGACUCAGUCUUUGUUGUUCUGCCUGAUAUAUACCUGCUAUAGAGAACUCUGUGUAUUUUCUUUCUUAAAUAGUUCUAUGAAACAAUUUUUAGAGUAUUUA
Messenger RNA from Theobroma umbraticum, 794 nucleotides. RefSeq names its product dolichol phosphate-mannose biosynthesis regulatory protein-like protein (gene DPMS2). Gene Ontology annotation, molecular function: enzyme regulator activity. Gene Ontology annotation, cellular component: endoplasmic reticulum membrane; dolichol-phosphate-mannose synthase complex. Gene Ontology annotation, biological process: GPI anchor biosynthetic process; dolichol phosphate mannose biosynthetic process. The record is from RefSeq and is a predicted model, not a curated record. NCBI's taxonomy places the organism in Eukaryota, Viridiplantae, Streptophyta, Magnoliopsida, Malvales, Malvaceae.